Molecule: messenger RNA, 2587 nt
Organism: Chelonoidis abingdonii (Abingdon island giant tortoise)
Lineage: Eukaryota; Metazoa; Chordata; Testudines; Testudinidae
Gene: B3GNT5
Product: UDP-GlcNAc:betaGal beta-1,3-N-acetylglucosaminyltransferase 5
Biological process (GO): protein O-linked glycosylation
Cellular component (GO): Golgi membrane
Molecular function (GO): N-acetyllactosaminide beta-1,3-N-acetylglucosaminyltransferase activity
Source: RefSeq, a predicted model, not a curated record
GGGUUCGAGUAACGCCACAGGAGCCACAGCUCUAUUCAGAAACCGGAAUAUUUUUGCAGAAAGAAAUACUGACAACUAAAUUCCUGCGGUUUGCGUUCUGGAGCAAGCUGAUUGGCUAACGACCUCGCUGCUUCUAUAUGCUGGAUCUGUGUGAGAAGUGAUCGAGUCGGAUUGGCUGCGGAUGGUUAAGAGGGCAGGGAGCAUGGGGUUCGUCUCUUCGGUUUUAUUUCUGUUUGAUCGGGAAAGGAAAGCUAAUAUCCAGCUUUGCUGAUUGAACGCAGCUGACUCGGUGGUAAAUCUCCACCUCUCUGACGCAAAGGAGUAUGUAAGAAAACCUCAGUUUGGAAACCUCAGUUUGGAAGCGUGCAGUUUGUUUCAGCUAAAGAUGGUGCAGAGGAAAAAAUCUGCUCUGCGGGUGGUGGUGUUGUCUUGUAAACGCUUCUGCAUUCUUUCACUCCUAGCAAAAUGGCUUUUAAAAACAGAUGACUUGUGAAUCUGUGCACAUAGCUGACAUUACAAGGAUACUGUACAAAAGGCCACAUGCAUUCUAAUGGACGUCUCUUGUGAAAGGGAGAUUCUAUGCUUUCAAACAAAAAGAACACCACCCUAAAAACACUGAUCCUUAACUGGAACAAGAAUUAAAGGGACAGCAUCAGAAUGUUUGUUAGUUCCAGGAAAGUCAGAAAAUGCCAAUUUGUGCAGAUUCUUGCCACUUGCUUUGUACUGUCUCUCAUGAUUUUCUGGACACCACUCGAUAAUCAUAUUGUGAGCCAUAUGAAGUCCUAUUCUUACAGAUACCUCAUAAAUAGCUACAACUUUGUGAACGAUAGCCUGUCCCUUAGCAGGGAAAACCUGGACAGGGUAGCAAGAUACCGAUAUUUGAUCAACCACAAGGAGAAAUGUCAACAGCAAGAGGUCCUCCUUCUAUUGUUUGUAAAGACUUCUCCAGAAAACCGGCAUCGGCGAGAUGCAAUUCGACAAACCUGGGGUAAUGAAAAAUAUGUAUAUUCUCAUCUUAAUGCCAACAUUAAAACUGUUUUUGCUUUAGGACGACCAACAGAUCAUAUGCAGAGAGCACAGAUGCAAAGAAAACUUCUAUUAGAAGACCAGAAGUAUAAUGAUUUGAUUCAACAAGACUUCUUGGAUACUUUUCACAAUCUUACCCUUAAGUUACUUUUGCAGUUUGGAUGGGUGAAUGCAUACUGCCCACAUGCCAAGUUCAUUAUGUCUGCAGAUGAUGAUAUUUUUAUUCACAUGCCAAAUCUUGUUGCGUAUCUCCAAAGUCUAGUGGAAAUUGGUGCUCAAGAUAUCUGGAUUGGGCGUGUCCAUCGUGGAGCUCCUCCCAUAAGAGAUAAGACUAGCAAAUACUAUGUUCCAUAUGAAAUGUACCAGUGGCUUUCUUAUCCUGACUACACAGCUGGAGCCGCAUAUGUAAUAUCAAGUGAUGUAGCAGCUAAAGUAUACGAGGCUUCACAGACCCUUAAUACAAGUCUUUAUAUAGAUGAUGUUUUCAUGGGUCUCUGUGCCAAUAAAAUGGGAAUUGUACCACAAUAUCAUGUAUUCUUUUCUGGGGAAGGAAAGGCUCCAUAUCAUCCCUGCAUCUAUAACAAAAUGAUAACUUCUCAUGGACAUGUAGACGACCUUCAUCACCUUUGGAAGCAGGCAACAGAUCCAAAAGUCAAAAGCUUUUCCUCUAGAUUUUUGGGUAGACUAUAUUGCAAAAUAAUUAACAUUAUGCUUCUUUGCAAACUACGGUAUGAGGACACAUAUCCCUGUUCAGCUGCAUUUUCCUAAUACUUGAAUAUCUGCAUAGAGAUUCACUGAGCCAAAAUGGAGUGACAACUUUUAACUGUUUAUCCAAAAUAUACAUAAAGUAUAACAUGAAAAGAGGUAAGAUUAAAAUGUGAAUAGCUUUUAGGUCCCAAAUUAUUCUGCUCAGGAACUGUAUCAGAAUAACUCUUUCUUGCUGUAUUAGUUUCCCACAUACUGCACCCUGUAUUUUUACACUCCUUAUUCAAGAGAUUUAAAUCUUGAAUAGAUAUUAACUGACUCUGUUUUUUAGAUAUUGAAAAGCCUGUGAAAAGUAAUUGAACUUGGGAGUACAGAAUUUGUCAAUCCUUGUUAACUGCAUUUUUCCAUUUGAAAACCAGUGUGUAAAUUAGGGCACAUCAUUUCAAGGCAACAGCUUGCCUUUGAUGCGCCACUUAAACAUCUAUAAAUAGUACUUUUCAAACAAAAGGAAAUGAUAGUUUUGACCAUGAGUAGAAGGGUAUGAUGGCAAUUAUAAAAGGUCUGAGUCAACUAGUCAAAUGGUCCCCAUUUCUGAAUGCAGUUCAGCAAAAUGACUCUUUAAAAAUCAAAAUAAGCCACAAAUGGUGCUAGUGAUGAAAGCUUGCUAAAACAUUUUGUUCUCUUAAGAUUACCUAAAUCCGGCACAACAUUUGGGGGGGGAUGCCAUGCACACUGUCUGUCUAACUGGUGCUUUCAGGUAAUACACGAGCUCUGUUUAGAACAGCAAUUUAUGGGAAGGUACAUUAAUAACUUAUGCAACACUGCAACUACAGCAAUAUUUUGAAAUUAAGUAACU